AUGGAAGCCAGAAGCAAACCCCAGCUCCUCCUGCUCCUGGCUCUUUCCAGUGUGCUCUUCUCACAGAAUUCUGCAUGGCCUCUCUUCGGACCAUCUUCUGCUCUGAGUGUGCUUUUCUCUAACAGGUUGGAUGACAGAAUGCCACUGGAAGGAGCAAAUGAGCCAGACCAAGUUUCAUUAAAAGCAGACACUGACAUCUUGCAGAAUGCUUUAGCUGAAAAUGACACACCCUAUUAUGAUGUAUCCAGAAAUGCCAGGCAUGCUGACGGAGUGUUCACCAGUGACUACAGUAGGCUCUUGGGUCAACUUUCUGCCAAAAAAUACCUUGAAUCCCUUAUUGGGAAGCGGGUUAGCAGUACAAUCUCAGAAGACCCUGUUCCCAUCAAACGCCACUCUGACGCAGUCUUCACCGACAACUACACCCGCCUUAGAAAACAAAUGGCUGUAAAGAAAUACUUGAACUCAAUUCUGAAUGGCAAGAGGAGCAGUGAGGGAGGGUCCCCUGACUUUCCUGAAGAGCUAGCAAAGUAAUGAAGAA
Urocitellus parryii (Arctic ground squirrel) is the source of this 538-nucleotide messenger RNA. It is a transcript of the gene Vip, whose product is annotated as vasoactive intestinal peptide. Lineage: Eukaryota; Metazoa; Chordata; Mammalia; Rodentia; Sciuridae. The record is from RefSeq and is a predicted model, not a curated record. Gene Ontology annotation, cellular component: neuron projection; extracellular region. Gene Ontology annotation, biological process: epinephrine secretion; adenylate cyclase-activating G protein-coupled receptor signaling pathway; regulation of protein localization. Gene Ontology annotation, molecular function: peptide hormone receptor binding; neuropeptide hormone activity.